Molecule: messenger RNA, 2629 nt
Organism: Papilio xuthus (Asian swallowtail)
Lineage: Eukaryota; Metazoa; Arthropoda; Insecta; Lepidoptera; Papilionidae
Product: gamma-glutamyltranspeptidase 1
Exons: 11
Coding region: 376-2220 (614 amino acids)
Biological process (GO): glutathione catabolic process
Cellular component (GO): plasma membrane
Molecular function (GO): glutathione gamma-glutamate hydrolase
Source: RefSeq, a predicted model, not a curated record
UCGUCUCAUCACUCGACGGUCCGACUCCGUCGGAACGUUGCGUGCGCGCAUUCAAUCGCCAACUCUCAUUGCAUUUACAAAUAGUAUUUCGAUAAUUAUUCAAUAAAACAAUAAGUAUAAUAAUAAUUAAAUUAAUAACAAGUAAGUUUUUAUUAUUAUUCACUUGUAAUAAAUAAGUUUAUUGACGGACAAUGAAUUAUAACCUUGAAAUUAAAUUGAAAUGCAGCACAUCGGGUUAAGGUUGUUUACAGUGAAAGUUUUAGGUUAGAGUUCGAUGACAUAAUAUCAAAGUGUUGUGGGUGUAUUAAAAACAUUGAGUGAAUUUCCGGCAAAUACAGUGAAAGGAAAUAAAGCGCUACUAAGGGACUUUCCAACAUGACCAUCCGGAGUAUGACAGUAACCGAAGCUCGUGACAGCACGAAGAGAUGCUGCAGAGGACCAUACAAGCUAAGGACCAAAGUUAUAAUUACUGGUCUGGUGCUCCUCGUCCUGGUAUCUGCAUUGAGUGGCUUCCUCAUCGGCAGUGCUGACUACGCGGCAUGGAAGAACUCGGAACCACCAGAUCCACUGCGUCCAUUAAAACCCUCGCCGUCUAUUCUGCACAUCUUCCAACGCGCCGCCGUGUGUACCGAUGCACCACAGUGUUCGAAGAUCGGCAGACAAAUCCUCGUCUCAAAUGGUUCCGCGGUGGACGCAGCGAUCGCUGCGAUGUUCUGCAACGGACUGUACAACCAGCAGAGCAUGGGGCUCGGCGGCGGGUUCUUCAUGACCGUCUACAUAAAGGAGGAGGGCAAAGCGUAUACUGUAGUUGCGCGAGAGACAGCCCCUGCCGCCGCCACCGCAAACAUGUUCCAUGGGAACUAUGAUAAAGCGAAGAAAGGUCCACUGGCUUUGGGCAUUCCUGGUGAACUGCGGGGUUUAUGGGCUGCGUACAAGAGAUGGGGCAAACUUCCCUGGGAGAGUUUAUUGGCCCCCACACUGGCUCUCUGUGAGAAUGGCUAUGUCAUGUCAAAAGUCCUAUUCGAUGGACUUGAAAGUGCACCCUAUGUAAAGAAUGAUCCAAAUCUAAGGAAAACGUACUACAAUCCUACAAAAGGCCAGUUCCACAGACCAGGGACGGUUGUGAAGCCGAGUGAAGCAUUAUGUAAGACGUUGAAGGUGAUAGCUAGGAACGGUGGCGAUGAACUAUACAAUGGAAGCCUCGCUGUUGAAUUCUUAGAUGAUUUACAGCGCGCCGGCAGUAUCGUUACAGCUGACGAUCUGAGAAAUUAUCAAGCGAAGAUAACGGAUUCUUUAGCUGUUCCUCUAAACAAUGGCGACGUGCUGCACGUCCCGCCACCGCCCAGCAGCGGCGUCAUCCUCGUCAAUAUACUGAAUAUACUCAGCGGUUACAAUUUUACUCAUAACAGUAUUAACACCACUGAAGACAAAAUACUCACAUACCAUAGGAUUAUAGAAGCAUUUAAACACGCGUAUGGGACGCGGACUAAGCUUGGUGAUGCUGAUUUCUUAGAUUUACGUGAUCUAAUACAAAAUGUGACGUCACCAAGCUACGGCGCGGAGAUACGAGCUAGAAUAAACGAUUCCUCGACCAGCAAUGACACAGCGGUGUACGGCGCCUCCGAGUACAACCAGCCGGACGCCGGGACUGCACACAUCUCUAUUAUAGGCAACAAUGGAGACGCAGUCUCUGUAACCAGUUCUGUUAAUUACUAUUUCGGCGCUGGUUUUACAACUCUUAAUACCGGUAUAGUGAUGAAUAAUGUAAUGGACGACUUCUCUCUACCGGGCUUUAUUAAUUACUUCGGCUUGAAACCGUCGCCCUCUAACUUUAUAGCGCCGGGCAAGCGGCCGAUGUCAUCAAUGAGCCCCAGCAUCAUUGUGGACAAGGGAGGCAAUGCUAAGCUCGUGAUUGGCGCCUCAGGUGGUACGAAGAUUACCACAGCUGUGGCAUUGGUGGCAAUGCGCAAGCUGUGGUUCGGACAGACGAUUAAGCAGGCGGUGGAUGAAGCACGUCUGCAUCACCAGAUAUUCCCCAUGAACGUCCAAUAUGAAUACGGUAUUCCACAGGAUAUAAUAAAGGGUUUAAGAGCAAAAGGUCACGGCGUGGAGCGCUACCCGGGAAGAGGCUCCAUAAUCUGCGCAAUGUACAGAAAUAGAACAGGAAUCUACGCCAAUGCAGAUUUCAGAAAAGGUGGCGACGUCGCCGGCAUUGACUAGCAAAAAAGUAAUAAUAUUUUCAAAGACAAUAUUUGACGUAGCAGCGGCAUUUUAGCGCUCCAUGGCUAGUUCAACGCACAAAUACUGGUUUGUUGUAGAUAUUUAAGCAUUUACUGACUUUAUUUUUAAAUGUAUCACAGUUUUAACUUGUCUGCUUCUAAAGCAAUAAUGUGCUGAAAGUGUUUACAAUACUAUGUCACAACUACGGGUCUGCGUCAAAACGCUUUAUUUAUGUAUUGAAUUGAUCAAUUUAAUCCCAUUCAGAUAAUUAAAAAAACAAUAUUUAUGCAUUUUUUAGCUUUGAUCAUGGAAAUUGAGCUUAUACUUUCUCACGUUCCUACCACGGCAUACAAAAAAAUUUAAUUUUUAAGUUCUUAUGCAAUUUAUAAAGCGAACUAUAAAAUAAUAA